This is a messenger RNA of Besnoitia besnoiti, 897 nucleotides long. RefSeq names its product RNA recognition motif-containing protein. Bases 1 to 897 code for a protein of 298 amino acids. The record is from RefSeq and is a predicted model, not a curated record. Lineage: Eukaryota; Apicomplexa; Conoidasida; Eucoccidiorida; Sarcocystidae. The transcript has a single exon.
AUGCGGCCAGGUACGCGCGCGAGUCUGCGCCUCUUCUGGGCCUUGUGCGCGGGGUCAGUCCUUCUCUUUGAUGAACGUCGCUUCCGUCUCGACUGGGCUGCCAAUGAAGCUGUCGGGACUCUCUCAGCUGCCCCAGUGGCUGCCAAUGCACGAGGCGCGCAUCUCCUGUUGUUGCCCGCUCUCUUCACCGCUGCGGAGGCCGCCGGCGAAAGCGCUGCUGAUCUCGCGGGAAAGGACGGCAUUCCGCCCAGCAAUGCAGCGCAUGAAGGUGAGGCGAACAGUGCUGCGGGAGAGGGCAAGCAGCAAGGAGACUUCUCCCCGGAAGACAGCAACGAUGACUUCGAGAGCGUGACUGUUGAAGAUGACCCGUUUGGCGAAGACAACUAUGACGCGCUCAGAGACCUCGCAGCGCAGCUGAAUCCCGACAAAAAAUCCGCGGGGACCCCCACGGACGUGCAGGAGCCCAACGCCGCCGCGGCAGAGGGGCCGCCGGGACGAGACGAUACAGACAGCAUAGACGAGGUCGAGACCGAAGAGGAGACGUACACGAACUUGCCACUGAAGGACGAGGCCGGAAACAUCCUGCCUCAGUCGCAGAAGAACAGUUUGCUGGAGAGCGUCAAGAAACAGACACAGGGGCACAUGAUGGCCGCACCAAACCGAAAAAUCGUGAAGCUUGCGAUCAAGGGCACGCUGGAAGACAAACUCCUGAAGGAGGAAAAGGAAAAGGAGCAGAGACGGCAGAAACGGAGAAUGAAACUCGCCCUCGAGCGGCACCAAAGGAAGCAGCAGGAGAAGUUCGACCCGCGAGUCGAGCUCAGCGAGAAGGAAGCGAAGAACAAGAAAAUCAACAAAGUUCUGCAAAAACUCGUUGCAUUCUUUGAAAACCGGUUUUAA